Trichoplusia ni (cabbage looper) is the source of this 1666-nucleotide messenger RNA. Its product is annotated as serine protease snake-like. The record is from RefSeq and is a predicted model, not a curated record. Gene Ontology annotation, biological process: proteolysis. The coding region runs from base 134 to 1375 and encodes 413 amino acids. NCBI's taxonomy places the organism in Eukaryota, Metazoa, Arthropoda, Insecta, Lepidoptera, Noctuidae. Gene Ontology annotation, molecular function: serine-type endopeptidase activity. The transcript is spliced from 10 exons.
AGGACGUAAAUUUAUAACUGGUCUUGUUUCUCACGUAUACCGGUUAAUUGUCUCCAGUCGUGUGGCGUCUGCCAAAACGAUAGGUCGUGACAACAAAUUAGUUUAAUUAUAAAUGUUUUGUUAAAUUAUAAUAAUGUUUAAGUUGUUAAUAUUGUGUGUUUGUUUGUUUUUCGUGUUGAGUGAUGCUGCUUAUGAAGGUGAAUUAUGCGUCAAAGAUGGCAAAACUGGGACAUGUACGAACAUAAACCGAUGUCGGACUGCAAUACAAGAUAUUAAAAACAGGAAAAACCCACAGAUAUGUUCGUUCAGCAAUGCUGACCCUAUAGUGUGUUGUCUGGACAACGUGGUGGGAUCCACUCCACCACCCAAACCCGUCGCCACCACCACGAAAAAGCCAGCAUCGAAACCAUCUGAUGAUGAUUACGUGCCCCCAGUCUACGACUACGUGUCCUCAGAUUCUGACAGCACGUGUGAGGGUUUACCUCUAGAGUUUACUGCCAAGAAGACUGGACAGAAGGCUUUCGAUAAAUGCAUCGAAUACCAGGAGAAGUACGUCUACCCUUGUGAGCGAGGAGUGGACCUGCUGGGAGGCCUCAGCAGGAGCAGCAAGUGUCACCACAGCGCUGAUGACCUCAUCGUGGGCGGCACUGAUGCUGCACAGCAUGAGUUCCCUCAUAUGGUUAUGAUCGGAUACGACACUUUAGAAUCAGUCCAAUGGCAAUGUGGAGGCGCCGUCAUCAGCGAGAGAUUCAUCCUCACAGCAGGACACUGUACUGCCUCCAGAGAUCUUGGACCAGCAACGUACGCGCUUAUAGGUGCCUAUAGAAGAUCGGAUGCUGCCGACAGGAGCAAGACAUACAAGAUAAAGCGCAUCAUCCCGCACCCGCAGUACAAGGCGCCCAUCAGAUACAAUGACAUCGCUCUAAUGGAGACAGACAAAAACAUCCAAUUAGACCAGUUCGUGGUACCGGCUUGUCUUCACGUGGGAGACGCUGUCAAGGAUGAUAAGAUAGUCACUAGCGGCUGGGGACUCACGCAAUACCGAGGAAGCACCUCAGAAGUUCUGCAAAAGGUCACUUUGAACAAGUUCACGACGGAGCAAUGUUCUCAAAAGUAUCCACCGAUGCGUCUCAUGAAAAGAGGUUUUGAUGAGUCAUCCCAACUGUGUUAUGGUGACAUGCAGGUUUCUAAGGACACUUGUCAGGGUGACAGUGGCGGUCCAAUCCUGAUUAAGAGCAAAAAGAUCCAUUGUAUGUACACUAUCGUCGGCGUGACGUCAUUCGGCAGAGCGUGUGGCUUCGUCGGGGAGCCGGGGAUCUACACCAGAGUGGCUAACUAUACGCCCUGGAUCGAAAGCAUUGUCUGGCCUAACUAGGACUUAAUUUAGAAUAGGCUAGACUUAUUUUAGAUUGUUUGUUUCACUAAAUAAAUCUAAUGAGGCUGUCGGAUAGAAACCCAAAUAAUAUCGUGUGCAAUUCUUUUAUUUUAUACCGACAACAAAAAAAGAAGUAAUCUUAAACAGUAUGUUGAAAUCUUUUGGGACGUCACUUAUCAGUACAAUUUUUACUGACAAGUAACGUUUUGGUUCCUCUCUAAAGCUUUCAUCAUUUCUGAACUUUUAUCCUCGUAAUUUUUAUUGAUUGAAAUUAAAUAAAAUUAUAUGUUU